Molecule: messenger RNA, 2369 nt
Organism: Athalia rosae (coleseed sawfly)
Lineage: Eukaryota; Metazoa; Arthropoda; Insecta; Hymenoptera; Athaliidae
Gene: Ppat-Dpck
Product: bifunctional coenzyme A synthase
Exons: 5
Coding region: 335-1906 (523 amino acids)
Biological process (GO): coenzyme A biosynthetic process
Molecular function (GO): dephospho-CoA kinase activity; ATP binding
Source: RefSeq, a predicted model, not a curated record
CGAACUCAACUGAUAGUGGCUGAACUACAAUCCGAACUUUACGCAUAAGACAUGUGGAUGGUCUGUAGCCAUUAACAGAAGAUCAAGCAGACAUGUGGACGAAGAAUUCAGGGUUCGGAGUCCGACUCAUGUGCGGCCCACUCAUGUCUAGUUUAUUGUGUGCAUUCCACCUUUUUUUUUUAUAAACCAACACCAAUAGGUCAGUGGAUCUGACUCAUUUGUAUUCUACUCUGGAACUCGCGAAGUCAUCGCCGUAGCUGUGAAAAUAGGAUCCACUACUCCAGCAUCCAAUACAAGGCAUAACUGAUAGUGUGAGGUUAGAUUAUUUUGUUGGAUGAAAAUGGUAAACACCGGGUUACUGAUUCUGACAAAUCCAACGAAAGUUGCUAAGAUCUUGCCAGCUAUAAAAGCUCAUGUUCUGAAAACUCUAUACAUCCAAUAUUUUCCUGAACGAAAUGUUUUGCUCUCUGGUAACUAUAAGCCUCGAUGGCAAGGUCCGAGAUAUGCGCGGACCAUAUCUCGCAUCUAUUCCAUGGCUUCUUCAUAUUCUCCCAGCCUCGAUGUACGGGUGCUUCUCUCAGGAAUUAAAAAUUCAAAUACACCGAUUAUAAAUACUAAAAAGCCUGUGGAAAUUGUCAUAUUCGAUCAAACAUACAGCAAAAAUGAUGCUACAUCAUUCAUACAAGAUUAUUUAGCCAACACAUGCAUGGGCUGCAGUUUUAUCACCUGUGAUGAUAAUGGCGCAGAUAAUGGCAACGAAGAUCAUACUGAACCGGCUCGGGAUCAUGUUUAUAAAAAUGUUGUACUUGGUGGGACUUUUGAUCGACUCCAUAACGGGCAUAAAAUAUUACUUAGCAAUGCUGUUCUUCGAUGCAGCCACAAGCUCACGGUAGGAGUAACAGACACCAACAUGUUGCUUUCCAAGAAACUUUGGGAAUUGAUAGAGCCUACUGAGAAAAGGAUGAAAGUACUCAGAGAAUUCCUUGAAGAUGUUGAUCCAUCUUUAGUUUAUGAUAUUGUUUCGAUCAACGAUCUCUAUGGACCAACAAAGGAUGAUCCUACGUUUGAAAUGAUCGUAGUCAGUGAGGAAACUAUCAGAGGAAGUGAUAAAAUAAAUGAAUUGCGCAUCCAAAAGGGUUUGAGCAAGCUUGAUGUCGAUGUUAUUGACUUAGAGGCUGAUCCGUAUUAUCAGGAACACGAAGAAACAAAAAUUAGCUCUAGCAAUUACAGGAUGCGUUUAUUAGGAACCAGAUUAAAAGAUCCGAAUUUGGAUGGCAAGCCACUGAAACCGUAUAUCAUCGGAUUAACUGGAGGUAUAGCCAGUGGGAAAUCAUCAGUAGGCAAGAAGUUACAAAGCCUAGGAGCUGGGCUGGUUAAUUGCGAUCAAAUUGCUCAUGAUCUUUACCGUCCUGGUGAGCGCUGUUACAAUCUCAUUGUAGAAAAUUUUGGGAGUACUAUAUUGAGUGCUGACGGUUUCAUAGACAGAAAAGCUCUCGGCGAUAUCGUUUUCAAUGACAAAGCUCAACUGGAUAAGCUCAAUGGAUUGGUUUGGCCUGCGAUUUUAGAUCAAGCAAGAAGUCAGAUCAAAGAAAUGUACAAGGCCGGAUUUGAAAUAAUAGUGAUGGAAGCAGCAGUCCUCAUUCGUGCUGGUUGGAAAACAGAUUGCCAUGAGAUAUGGACUUGUAUUAUACCCCCGGAAGAGGCUGUCAAGAGGGUAAUGGAAAGAAAUGGAUUAACAGAAAAUGAGGCCAAGCUACGCAUAGGAGCCCAACCAACCAAUACCGAACAAAUAGACAAUGCAAAUGUUGUAGUUUCUACAAUGUGGUCUCACGAGGUUACCUUAAAACAAGUUCAGAAAGCCUGGGACUACCUGAAAUCAUUUCUAGCAGAGCAGUCAAGCAGCUAGCAGAGGGUCAACGACCAACAUUUGAAUGAGUAAUUGAAUAGGUGGUGGAAUUUUGCCUAACAAAGUCCUAAGUACCUUGAAUACCAGGGCUCGUUAUGACGAUAAUGUAAUGAAUCAUAGGACUAUGCGCUUGUGGCUACCGUGUUUUAUUAUUAUCCAAGCAUCUGUGUAAAUACAAUUUUUCCUAAUAUUUCCUCUAAAUUUCUCCUGAUUCAUUGUCAGAUCUGGGAUUGAAUAGUGAUGAUAAUCAAGAGUAAUAUUGAUGAAAAUUAAGCUCAGAGAAUAUUGAUAAAAUUCAGAACGAGUUCAAAACGGUGUUCAAUAAUUUUAAUUAUUAAUAGUUUCAGUUCAUUAUCCAGGAACAAUGUCAAAAUGUAAUUCGGGAGAAUAAUAAUCCCUGUAUAGUAAUUCAAGUCAAAUCAUAACAGAGGGGUACAUUAAAUAAAUGGAACUUAUAGCAAAA